Messenger RNA from Abrus precatorius (Indian licorice), 2069 nucleotides. RefSeq names its product aspartic proteinase-like protein 2. Gene Ontology annotation, biological process: proteolysis. NCBI's taxonomy places the organism in Eukaryota, Viridiplantae, Streptophyta, Magnoliopsida, Fabales, Fabaceae. Bases 407 to 1855 code for a protein of 482 amino acids. Gene Ontology annotation, molecular function: aspartic-type endopeptidase activity. The record is from RefSeq and is a predicted model, not a curated record. The transcript has 10 exons.
ACGAAAGGAACAAACAAACUCCACCAAGCAAAGGACCAAAAAACUGAAAUAAAAGAAUGAGAGAGAGACAUUUUAGAUAAUCUACGACAACAACAACAAUGUGGUUUACGGUUAAGCGAUUUUUAGUUUUCAUGUUUCUAAAUACAUUGUACUAGACGUGUCGUUUACCGUUGAAGCCGCGAAGUUCUCUCUCUCUCUCUCUUUCUCUUUCAUAUGUCUGUUUUUAACAAAGUGGCUUCCAUUUCUAUAGCACUUGUUUGUUUUUUUGUUUCCCUCUCCCUCUUCUUUCAUUCAUUCACCGACCCUUUUUUCUCUUUGGGUCGGCAAUGGUUCGAAGCUAAUUCGCUUCUUUCGAUUUGUUUCUCUGUUGUUCAUUGUUGCUUUGCUUAGAAGUUAGCUACCCUUAAUGGAUCUCAGAGAAAGAUUGGUGCUUUUUCAUGUGGGGUUGUUUGUUGUGCAAUUCUGUUGCUUCGCCAAUGCCAAUUUGGUCCUCCAUGUUGAGCGCAAAUUCAAGGGUCCCAAUCAAAGCCUUCGUGAAAUCAAAGCUCAUGAUACUCGUCGCCAUGGUAGAUUCCUCUCUGCUGUUGAUGUCCCUCUUGGUGGCAAUGGCCUAGCUUCUUCAACUGGGCUGUACUAUACCAAAAUUGGGCUUGGCUCUCCUCCAAAGGAUUACUAUGUGCAAGUUGAUACAGGAAGUGACAUUCUGUGGGUGAAUUGUGCUGGCUGUACUGCAUGUCCCAAGAAAAGUGGUCUUGGGAUGGACUUGACCCUCUAUGAUCCAAGCCAAUCCAAAACUUCAAAUGUGGUUCCUUGUGACGAUGAAUUUUGCACUUCCAUGUAUGAUGGUCCAGUUUCUGGCUGCAAGCAAGACAUGUCCUGCCCCUACAGCAUCACUUAUGGAGAUGGAAGUAUGACCACUGGGUCCUAUGUUAAGGAUUUAAUUACAUUUGACAAAGUCAAUGGUAAUCUCCAGACUACACCGGACAAUGGUAGUGUGAUUUUUGGGUGUGGUAAUAAACAAUCUGGGACUUUGAGUUCAUCUUCUGAUGAAUCCCUUGAUGGAAUAAUGGGUUUUGGACAAGCGCAUUCUUCUGUGCUUUCACAGCUUGCUUCAACUCAAAAGAUGAAAAAAGUAUUUUCACACUGCCUUGACAAUAUUAAAGGAGGAGGAAUAUUUGCCAUAGGGGAAGUGGUGCAGCCAAAACUUAAUACAACUUCAUUGGUACCAAGAAUGGCACACUACAAUGUGAUUCUGAAGGACAUGGAGGUUGGUGGGGACUCUAUACAGCUCCCGUUAGAUAUAUUUGAUUCUUCAAGUGGGAGGGGAACAAUAAUAGAUAGUGGUACAACCUUGGCUUAUCUUCCAGCCUCGGUUUAUGACCAGCUAGUGGAGAAGAUUUUGGCUCAGCAGUCUGACCUGAAAUUAUAUCUUAUUGAGGAUCAAUUUACUUGUUUCCAUUAUUCCAAAAAUGUUGAUGAUGCAUUUCCAGUUGUCAAGUUUUUCUUUGAGGAGGGGCUUACUCUAAAAGCUUAUCCUCACGAAUACCUGUUCAAGUUCGAUGAUGACAUGCAAUGUAUUGGCUGGCAAAAAAGUAUGUCAGAAACUAAGGAUGGAAAGGACUUAAUUCUUCUUGGAGAUUUGGUGCUGUCAAACAAAUUAGUUAUGUAUGAUCUUGAAAAUAUGGUCAUUGGAUGGGGCGAUUACAAUUGCUCUUCCAGCAUAAAAGUGAAGGAUAGCAGUACUGGAACUGUAUACACAGUGGGAGCACAUGAUCUUUCUUCAGCUUCCACAGUGUUAAUUGGAAGAAUAUUGACGUUGUUUUUGUUGGCUAUUGCCUUGCUAAUAAGCACUUAAGUUCCUAGUUCUACAACAUACGAGGGAUGGCAUUUUUUCUUCUUCUUUUAUUUGUAACAUAAUUCUUGAUGGCGAGCUUGAUGCUAAUAAAUAAAUCAUUUCUCGUAUAAAUAGAAGUGAGAAAGGGGAGAGUUUUUAACUUUCUUUUCAAUUACCUCCUUUUCGAACAAUUUUUUAAGUGAGGAAAGUAAAAUAUCCCAAAUGGAUCAUAUCA